Molecule: messenger RNA, 4210 nt
Organism: Acanthopagrus latus (yellowfin seabream)
Lineage: Eukaryota; Metazoa; Chordata; Actinopteri; Spariformes; Sparidae
Product: KIAA1841 ortholog
Exons: 21
Coding region: 719-2911 (730 amino acids)
Source: RefSeq, a predicted model, not a curated record
UAGCAACAGGACGCCUAACCUGCUGCAGUGCGACAACGGGGACGAAUCAGCGUCGCAGAUACCGACGGACCCAAAGAAAAACCAUUACAUGUCUGGGUAUUUAAAACCUCGACCGCCGUGUUUGUAUCGCGGCAGUGCUGCGCGCUUGUAACAAUUCCCCCGAGCAACUGGGGUUAGACCACAUACAAAUAUUUAUGCUAAAUAGUCGCUAACUAAGCGAGGUGACUUGCUAGCAACUGAAGCAUAUGCUACCUUCAGGGACUAUCGGAAACACUAAGUUGCCGAUGCAGUUGAGAUUUGAGGUUCAUCUCGUCAUUGGAAACAGCGCGUUGAUUUGCACCUCGUGAUCAUGGUGUUUUAUGAAUGUCUUAGAGAAUUGAUUGCAUUGCCAUUGUACUGAAAAAGACUUUGCAGGAUUUGCCAACUUAGCUAAAAGCGAGAAAAAUGGUUUAUGAUUGUGUAUGUCUCACAGUUUAUGUUUCUUGACCUUACGACGCCUAAUUUGAAGACGACAGCAACACCUGUCAACGCCUGAGUGACAUGUACGGCUGCUUUACUGGUGGUCGUGACACGUCGUGUGGAGCUUGUUUUACUGAGUUUACGACGAGUACGUGAAGGCAGCGGAUCCUGUCCCGCAAAGUUAGCUAGCAUUAGCAAUGGUUGCAGGUAGGAGAAGAGCGCAGCAUCAGCAGCAGCAGCAUCAUCCAUCCACAAUGACAUGAGACUGGACCCGGCUGAGUUUACUGUACUAGACGACCGGGAGGAAUAUAUCUCACUCCAGAUAAAGAUGAGCCGCUUCUGCUCGGACAACAACAACUUUCCCUAUGACAACAACGUCCUGGUUUUGGACAUGGUGCUGGGAUCUCUAUGGGGGGUGCCCCAGCCCAUAAACUGGGACAAUGUGGCCAAGCUAGUUCCAGGAUUCACUCCCAAGGAGUGUGCCCGGCGAUUUGAUGAGCUGAAGAGCACGGGGGCUUUUCCUCAUGUGGACAACCAAUGUAAUGCCCUGACAGAAGGAAGCCCCUCCCCUCCAGAUGGCCUGUCCACGCUGCUGGACAGCGGUGACAUGCUGGAGACAGGAAGCAGCCCGAGCAGCGGCAAAGUUACAGGCUCCAAGUCGACGCCCUCAGGAAGAGUCAGUUCUGUGGAAAAGAAAGAAAGAAGAGUCUCAACAGAGGAGAACGACAAACCUCAGAAGCCAAGAGAUCCCAACAUGGUCAUCCAUGUGUGUGACGAGACCAAGAACCUGAAGCAGGACUUCACGUGUCCCAGAGAUCUUCUAGUUAAAGAGAUGCGUUACUUUGCUGAGUACUUGUCCGUAGAUCCACAGAGGUGGGAGGAGGUGGAUAUUUCCGUCCACUGUGAUGUGCAGAUCUUCGACUGGCUCAUGAACUACGUCAGGAGGAACUCUGCAGGAGAGGGAAACAAGGACAAACCGCGGCUCGAGCCCAGCAAUGUGAUCUCAAUCCUGAUCUCCUCCGAGUUCUUGAAGAUGGAUACGUUAGUGGAGGAGUGCAUCCACUACUGCCACAAACACAUGAGCGCCAUCGUGGCUACACCCUGCAACAUGAACUGCAUCAACAGUAACCUGGCAACACGCAUCUCCGAACUCUUCAACCACAACGAGGCCGACGACAUCAGGGACAAAAAGGACAAGUUCAAAAGCAAAUUGUUUCAGAAGAAAAUUGAGCGUCUCUUCGAUCCAAACUACCAGAGCAGAGAUUCACCAGGAAACGCCUCCACUCUCUACAGGUGUGGUCUGUGCCUUAAGAUGCUGACCAAAGACACAGAGAGAAAAAUUUCUUGUGUUCCAGGGAAAAUCAACGUUGAUGCUCGUGGAGAAAUCAUCUAUACGCACACCAGACAGAAGAGCUGGGAUGUGCAUGAAUACAUCACGGGUCUGUAUGAGGAGCUCAAGUCCUGGGUCCUGGUCUACUGGAGAAUCUGGGGUACCAUCAACUACCUCACCUGCUUCCGCUGCCAACAGGUGUUUGUGUGUGCAGAGCUGACCCACUGUAAGUACCACCCAGACAGUGUGCUGUAUCCUGGCAUGGGAAUAGAGAAAGGCUGGCAUGGUGCAGGAAUCUACCCCUGCUGCAACCAGAGGGUUCUCCGCUUUGAUCCCACUGGUAUGCCCAAGGGCUGUAAGAUGCGAGACCACAUAGUGAACGUACCUGAUGAGGAGCACUGUGACGAGGUGACCUCAGCCCAGACCAGAGUCCUUAACGACCUGCUGCUGCACAGAGACGCAGUGUGUUUGACGAACACGCCGCCUGCAGAGAGUACUGAGGAGAUUCCGUCCAGCACAGAAAAGGUUCAGGACUGUGACGUUCUCUUGGAGCCGACACUGCUCGGACCUCUUAGAGGAGACGGCAGCACUUUUUCCCUUUUGAAAAACUGGAGUCUGCAACUGAGGCAGCAGUCUCUCCUGUCGGAGGAUGAGGAGUACACUACAGGGUCAGAGGUCACUGAAGAUGAGGUGGGAGAUGAAGAGGAGCUGUCCAAGAAACAAGCUGCUAAGAAGGCCAAGAAGGCCCACAGACCUCUGAAAAAACAAAUGUCCUCUCCAAACUUCCAACGCAAAGACAAGACAGAGAAAACUCAGACCAGGGACAACACACCUUUCACUGUGAGCGUCCAGAAAAAUAAGUGGGACAGUUCUCGCUCCCUGAGAUACAACCAGGAUGCUCAGAGGGAGGAAGACCAGCGUCGCAUGGUGGAGAUCAUCGGCCACCUGACUAAGAUGAGGUUUGGAGAUCAGGAACAGAGCAAAUCGAAGGACACAAAAGAGCCUACAGGGGGAAUCUACUCCAGACUGGAAGCGCAGUUUAAGAGUACCUCUCAAUCCAGACAGAGUUCAGAAAAGACACCCAGAUCUAAAAUGCGCUAUGCUCAAAUCCGGACAACAUAAAGGACUAAAAGGCCUCUGAGCCGAUGAAGAGACCAGCAUGAAAACUGAUGAAGAGGAGAAGGCGAGGUCUUUCUCCGAGGGCUCAGCGCAACUAAAUAACUUCCUCCUGGCAGCCUCUCUCGCACUACUAACCCAGCUGUGGACUCUGUCCUCACCCUCACCCCCCGUCAGUCCUGUGCCUCCCCACCCCCCCUCCGCUUAACUCAGGUGACUACGUAUGGAUCACCAUCGACCGCAUCCUCCUCCGUCACUCUGCUAGCUGUUUUGUUUGUGCAGCUGUGGUCACUCCUUGAAAAACAAGGAGAAGUCUGGAUCCAGCUCAGCUUUUAGGAAAGGCACUUGAACUGAUCAGCCUGUGUGUGUCUCACGGACAAGGACAACAUGAGAAAUGUUACUUUAUUCUUUUCCAACCAUCUCACCUGAAUAUCUUAUCUCAUUUAGACCCAGUAAAUCCAGUUUACUGAAGUUAAUCUGCUGGUCAAAUCAAAGGGACAGUUCACCCCAAAAUAAAUACAUAUCUCUCCUCAACUACUCUGUAUCCAUCUAGACUGAUUAGUUUUAGAGAUAUCAGCUGUUGAGAUUUUUGCCCUCAUUCAAAUAUAAUGGAACCAGAUGGCACUCGGCUUUUUGUGGUCAAAGCGCCAAAAGAAUAAAUUUGGAAACCUCAACAGCUCUGUGUGUUUCUAGAUAUCAUGACCCUGUUACUCUUGUUUUGAGCAGUUUUGUGUAGGUACUAUAUCCUUACCGUGUCAAGGAGCAGGAGGAAGUGUCAAUCUACAUAUGGGCAAGAGAUUAACUGGGUAAGAUAAUUAAGCCAGCUAACGUCACAGCUCAGCUGACGACAUUAAUAUUCACAUCAUUGCUUUCAUGAGCACCAACAUCUCCAUGAGUAGAUGCACACUUCCUUUUGUGCUGCAGUUCAGUUUGCAGAUGUAAUUUGGUGGAAGGACAAUAGUUCUGACAUGAAACUGCUUACAGCAAGGUCUGUGGAUUUUCUUUAGUAAUGGGUCACAUUUUCUGGAAAGAGACAUUUCCGUGGAGUUUUUCAAAUUAAGAAGUCAGACAUCUCUACGACGAAAUAGUACCACUGGUAAGAGGAAAAAUAUGUACAUUUGAUUCUGGGGUGAACUGUCCCUGACCAUUAGUGGUGAAGUCCAGCCAACUGGGCUAGACAGAUGCUGCACUUACUUACAAAUGUUUCCCCCAGUUCUAGUAGAGAUAUAGUUCUAGUCAUUCCUAUCUGUAUAAGGGAACUGCUCUGUAUAACACUGGGACCAAUAAAACAUGAAUGACACUGAA